Molecule: messenger RNA, 1484 nt
Organism: Theobroma umbraticum
Lineage: Eukaryota; Viridiplantae; Streptophyta; Magnoliopsida; Malvales; Malvaceae
Product: NAC domain-containing protein 2-like
Biological process (GO): regulation of DNA-templated transcription
Molecular function (GO): DNA binding
Source: RefSeq, a predicted model, not a curated record
CUUGCGUUCUAAGUUUCAAGCGCCGUCACAACAGAUAAGAGGGGAGAAAAGAGAAAAGAAAGCGUGAGGGUGAGGGUGAAAAUAUAUCUCAAAGUGAAAGGUCAAAAAUGACAGCUACAGAGUUGCAGUUACCACCUGGCUUCCGGUUUCAUCCAACGGAUGAGGAGCUCGUUAUGCACUAUCUUUGCCGGAAAUGUGCGUCGCAGUCGAUCGCCGUACCUAUCAUCGCAGAAAUCGACCUUUACAAAUACGACCCAUGGGACCUUCCUGAUUUGGCCUUGUACGGAGAGAAAGAGUGGUACUUCUUUUCUCCGAGGGAUAGGAAAUAUCCGAACGGUUCAAGGCCGAACCGGGCAGCUGGGUCGGGCUACUGGAAGGCAACCGGUGCUGAUAAGCCAAUCGGACAACCAAAACCGGUCGGGAUUAAGAAGGCUUUGGUGUUUUACGCUGGGAAAGCGCCCAAAGGAGAGAAAACUAAUUGGAUUAUGCACGAGUAUCGAUUAGCUGACGUGGACCGGUCGGUUCGCAAGAAGAACAGUUUAAGGUUGGACGAUUGGGUGCUCUGCCGGAUUUACAAUAAGAAAGGCGCCAGCGAGAAACAACCACCGCAAGGAAGCGUUACGAAAAAAGCUAGCGUGAUGGCUAUUGAGGAUAAGAAGCCGGACAUCGGGACAGUUGGCAUGGACCCGUGUGGACUGCCACCAGCUCCGACGGGAACCGUUAACGAUUUUGUGUAUUUCGACACGUCGGAGUCGGUCCCUAGGCUUCACACGGACUCGAGCUGUUCGGAACACGUGGUGUCUCCCGAGUUCACGUGCGAGGUUCAAAGCGAGCCCAAAUGGAAGGAUUGGGGAAGUACCAACAACAAUGCCCUUGCUUUCUCCUAUAAUUACAUGGAUGCCACAGUAGAUACCGGGUUUGCUUCCCAUUUCCAGAGUAAUAGUCAGCUGUCGCCGCUACAGGAUGUGUUCAUGUACCUGCAGAAGCCGUUUUAGACAGACGAGAGAGAGAGAGAAAAGUUAAAAAUAGUGAACUGAGCUUCGGCGUAUCGUUCGGUAACACGAGACUUAAAAGUCCAUGAGUGUACCUGUGCGCGCUUGUAGGCAAUAAAAUUUAAAAAACAGAAAAAUUGAAAUUGGCAGAUAGAAGGGUGGGAGUGGGGGAGGCCGUUGGAAUUGAUGGAUGGUGAUCGGGCGGUGGAAGUUGGAUUUUAUGCAACGUAGAAAGAAGAAUUCUAGCAUAGGCAUGUGUACAGAUAAUCUGUAAUCACGUGUUUAGGGGGGAGUGUGUACAUGAUAAAAAGAAAAAGAAAACGGUUUUUUGGGAGGGCCCUUUCACAUUUAGGGCUUUCCACAAAAUUCUCAUAAUUUGUAGUAAGAAAAAAAUGAUUCCCUAUUUUUCUUUCAAAGGCUUAGUUUGUCAAUUGUCAAAUGAACCAUCUAGCCAAUUGGCGUCCUACUCAUUAAUACAUUUUUAUUUUUACA